Rhizophagus irregularis DAOM 181602=DAOM 197198 is the source of this 264-nucleotide messenger RNA. The record is from RefSeq and is a predicted model, not a curated record. Lineage: Eukaryota; Fungi; Glomeromycota; Glomeromycetes; Glomerales; Glomeraceae.
AAGGUUAUUUACGAAGAUAUUAAGCAAGCCAUUGGAUUGCUACAUGAGAAAAACUUUGUGUUUGCGGAUCUCCGCGCUUCAAAUAUUUUGAUUAUUGACACAGAAGAAAAUCAGCGGGCAAUGCUCGUCGAUUUUGAUUGGUGUGGAAAAAGCGAUGAAGACAGAUACUCUCCGUCAAUGAACAAGAAUAUAUCGUGGCCUCUCGGGGCAAAACCGCGCACCUUGCUCAGAAAAGACCAUGACCUUUAUUGGCUUGAUGUGUUG